This is a messenger RNA of Melitaea cinxia (Glanville fritillary), 1389 nucleotides long. It is a transcript of the gene CPG13, whose product is annotated as skin secretory protein xP2-like. The coding region runs from base 41 to 1141 and encodes 366 amino acids. The record is from RefSeq and is a predicted model, not a curated record. The transcript is spliced from 2 exons. NCBI's taxonomy places the organism in Eukaryota, Metazoa, Arthropoda, Insecta, Lepidoptera, Nymphalidae.
GUCAGAUUCCCGACUCCAACCACCUUAUUCAAGAGGCAAUAUGAAGACGGUCUGUUUAGUUUUUCUGCUGGUAGCAGCAGUAGCUGCCAGCGAGAAGAAGUCUACAGAACAAAAGGCUGAAGGCCUCGAGAAGAAGUUGGACAAACGUGGUCUUUUAAACUUGGGAUACGGAUAUGGAAUCAGUGGUCUUGAUGUAGGAUAUAUCGGCAGUGGCCAUGGAAUCGGAGGCGCUUAUAACUUCCUUGAUGAAGGAGCCCUUUCCCAUGGCCCCAUCGUCUCUGGUUACGGAAUCGACCUUGGCGGUCACACUGAUGUCACCAGAACCAUCACUCUUGUCAAGGGAGUCCCAGUCGCCGUACCAGUCGAAAAGCACAUACCUUACCCGGUUGAGAAACACAUACCCUACCCUGUAAAGGUUCCCGUACCGCAACCUUACGAGGUCGUCAAACAUGUACCCGUUCACGUUAAGGAAUACGUCAAGGUUCCCGUACAUGUACCAGCUCCCUACCCAGUAGAGAAGAAAGUGCCCUACCCCGUUCACGUACCAGUCGACAGGCCCUACCCCGUCAAGGUUUUGGUGCCGCAACCUUACCCAGUAGAAAAGCACGUUCCUUACCCCGUCAAGGUGCCCGUACCUCAGCCCUACCCCGUUGAGAAACACGUGCCAUACCCCGUCGAAGUUAAGGUACCCGUACCCCAACCCUACCCAGUUGUUAAACACGUCGGUUACCCCGUCAAGGUUCCCGUCGACAGGCCGUACCCAGUGCACGUACCUGCUCCUUACCCCGUUGAAAAGCCAGUGCCAGUCGCUGUACCAGUUGAGAAGCCAGUUGCCUACCCCGUGCACGUUCCAGUAGACAGGCCUUACCCAGUCCAUGUUGAGAAGCCUGUGGCCGUCCCCGUGAAAGUACCAGUGCCAGAACCCUACCCAGUAUACAAGCACGUUCCAGUUGAGGUCGAGAGACCCGUGCCUGUACCAGUCAAGGUGCCAGUUGACAGGCCCUACCCCGUGCACAUCGAGAAGCACAUUGCCGUCCCAGUGGAGAAGCCCUACCCAGUACCAGUAAAAUACCCCGUGUUCAUCAAUGAGCACGACGGCCACAGCCAGUAUAGUUACGGAGGCUCCUACUACGAACACUAACUAGGUUAUUUAGUAUAAAAAUCAUAUUUUAGUUCAUCAUUCGCCACAGUCACCUGCGCUAUUUAUAUCUCGCCACUCACGGCCGGGCAACAGCAAAAAUUUCUUUUUACUAUUUAUACUGUCCUUUUAUGAGAUUUCAUGUCAUAUAAGUGUACAGAAGGUACAGGGGUGCGUGUACUAUGUGAUGUAAAAUGUUACCAUUAAUAGGUUAAGUCGACUGUAAAAUACGAAAUAAAUAAUAAGAUAAA